GAGUUCGAGCGCAUUUUGUUCUGCGACCGGCCGCCAUACUCAAACAAAAAGAUUGAGAUGAAAAGAUAAAUUUUUAUUUAUUGGGUGUUGUUGAAAGUGUUUUAAUUUGCUAAAUGAGUUCUAAAUCAGAUGUAAAUAGAAGAGUACUCGCCAUCCAGGCGAAGAAAAAACGUCAUAAAUUGGGCAAGAAGAAAAACCGUGAGGAGGAUCACGGCGGUGGUGGACAAGGAAACGGGCUGCGCAACCAAAACCAAACCCGUUUGGAACCAACACAUAGUUCUUCCAAUGAAACGAUUGAAGAGGAUGCUUCUGUAUUCGAACAAUACGCGAGUGACGAUGAAGAACAAGAAGACAGUGCUGAUUACUGUAAGGGUGGAUAUCAUCCUGUCAAAAUCGGGGACUUGUUCCUGAAUCGGUACCACGUCACUAGAAAAUUGGGUUGGGGCCAUUUUUCAACAGUAUGGUUGUGUUGGGAUCUCGAAGACAAACGAUUUGUGGCGUUAAAAGUGGUCAAAUCGGCUCCCCACUUCACAGAGACGGCAUUAGAUGAGAUUAAAAUACUGAAAGCGGUGCGGGAUAGCGAUCCUUCUGACCCUAAAAGGAAUAAGACUGUACAGCUUCUUAAUGAUUUUAAAAUUACUGGUGUAAAUGGGACGCAUGUGUGCAUGGUGUUUGAAGUAUUGGGACAUCAUCUACUUAAGCUGAUACUGAAAUCCAACUACAGGGGCAUCCCACGCGAAAAUGUUAAAACUAUCAUCCGUCAAGUUUUAGAGGGUUUGGAUUAUCUCCAUACUAAAUGCAAGAUUAUCCAUACUGAUAUAAAACCUGAAAAUGUUUUGGUUUGUGUGGAUGAAACUUACAUUCGUAGAUUGGCAGCUGAAGCUACGGAGCUACAUUCAUUAGGUUUGAGACUACCACACUCGCUUAUUAGUACAGCUCCUAAAGAAUUUCAAGAGCAAGUAGUAACUGGUAAAAUGAGUAGAAAUAAAAAGAAAAAAUUAAAGAAAAAAGCUAAACGUCAGUCUAUGUUGCUUAAGAAACAAAUGGAGCAAAUAGAAGAAAUUGAAGAGCAAAAGAAAGUUGAGGUUAAUGAGUCAGCUCCUAUGUCCCAAGAUAAUGAUGAUUCACCACAGACUCCAGAGGAAGCCAGUGUCAUUGAGACUACUCGUUCAGAAAAUGAUACUUUGAAUGGCUGCACUGACAUAAGAAGAACAGAUGAUGAGGCAUUUGACACGGACGCAGAAGCUGUUCAGGUACGAAAUAAACAAUAUGGCUGUGGCGAUGAUGCAAGUACACCUAUGUCAGAAGGCGAGAUGACAGACACACCCCCAUCUCUUAAUUCGCAAUCCUUAAAAGAAAAGAAUGCUGAUAAGCAACCUGAUCCUGCCUUUGAUGUAUGUGAUUUAGAGGUGAAGAUUGCAGAUUUGGGUAAUGCUUGUUGGGUUCAUAGACAUUUUACUGAAGAUAUUCAAACGAGACAAUACCGUUCCUUAGAAGUGUUACUGAGUGCCGGUUAUGGCACUUCUGCUGAUAUAUGGAGUACUGCAUGUAUGGCAUUUGAAUUGGCUACUGGAGAUUACUUAUUUGAACCUCAUUCUGGUGAUGGCUAUACCCGGGAUGAAGAUCAUUUAGCUCAUAUUAUUGAAUUACUUGGUGACAUUCCCAAGAGAAUUGCUGCUUCAGGAAAAUAUUCAAAAAUGUUUUUUAACAAAAAGGGUGAAUUGAGGAACAUCACAGGUCUGAAGCCUUGGGGGCUAGUUUCUGUAUUAACUGAAAAAUAUGAAUGGAGUCAAAAAGAUGCUGAGGAAUUUGCUGACUUUUUGAAACCUAUGUUGGAUUUUGAUCCAAACAGGCGCGCUACUGCAUAUGAGUGCCUUCAGCAUCCAUGGUUGAAGACAUCCAUUCCAGAAAAGCAGGAGUCUGAAGAAUAAUCAUUUUGCUCUCUUUUUGUAGUGAAUGAUUAUACAUUCAUGAAAUCAAUAGUGUUAACAUACAAAGUAGCUAUUCCAACAUUUUGUUUAAAUCAAAGUUUAUUUAUGGAUUUGUUUGAGUAUAAUUUAAUUUUGUAACUAGAUUAUCUUCAUAACAAUCUUUUAUUCAUGGAGUAAAAUUGUGUGCAUAAUUUGAGGCAAUGCUGUGUUAUACAAUGUGUGUACCUUGUAUUGAGUAACAGUAGCGAAGUAUAUAAUACACGCUACUUAAAGUUUGUAGCGACAUAUUGAUCAACUAAACAUGUAACAUUGGCAUUAUUAUAGACAUCUUAAAUUAUCCAAAAUGUACAGAUAGCUUUAGGAAAAUUGUGAUGUAUGACAAGUAGACAAUAUAGGUCUUGUCACAUUAAUCUCUUAGGAAUUUAUUAGUUCAAAUAGCUCAGCACUACCACCUAGAAAGUGAGGAACGUAUUGUAAAGUCAUGCAUGCAUUCUGUAGCCAUUCAAGAAGUUUGUUGUUCACAUAGUCUAAGUUCGUGUUUCACUACACAGGAAAAAUCUCAUAUUGUAAACUUUAGGAAUAAGACAGUAUUUGUAAAGCCACACCUCCGAGACUGCCUUUUUAUAAUUCAAUGAGUCAUUUAAAUGAACAAUGGCUGGAGGCGACAGACUACCAAAGGCAGUAUGCCUGCGUCCUUUUUACCAGCUAAUAAUUAUAUUAUUUAUCAUAGAUCCCAAUUUACAUGACCAUUUGUAUUAAUUAUAUCUGCAAAUUUACAUGAAUAAAAUGUCAAAACGAGCUUGUUUAUUAUAAUUUUCUUUUAAUUUAAAUUUCCUAAUGUUU
Messenger RNA from Diatraea saccharalis (sugarcane borer), 2774 nucleotides. The record is from the annotation of a GenBank genome assembly. Lineage: Eukaryota; Metazoa; Arthropoda; Insecta; Lepidoptera; Crambidae.